Triticum dicoccoides is the source of this 785-nucleotide messenger RNA. Its product is annotated as cytochrome P450 710A2-like. The annotation marks the transcript as partial. NCBI's taxonomy places the organism in Eukaryota, Viridiplantae, Streptophyta, Magnoliopsida, Poales, Poaceae. The transcript has a single exon. The record is from RefSeq and is a predicted model, not a curated record. Gene Ontology annotation, biological process: sterol metabolic process. Gene Ontology annotation, molecular function: monooxygenase activity; iron ion binding; oxidoreductase activity, acting on paired donors, with incorporation or reduction of molecular oxygen.
UCGCUCUGCUGGGCUGUCGCCGCCCUGGCGUCCCACCCAGACGUCCUCGCCCGCGUGCGCGCCGAGGUGUCCGCGGUCUGGUCGCCCGAGUCCGGGGAGCCCAUCACCGGCGAGAAGAUCCAGCAAAUGAAGUACACCCAUGCGGUCGCGCGCGAGGUGGUCCGCUACCGUCCUCCGGCGGCGCUGGUGCCGCACAUUGCCGCGGAGCCGUUCCAGCUGACGGAGUGGUACACGGUGCCGAAAGGCGCCAUCGUGUUCCCGUCGGUGUACGAGUCGUCGUUCCAGGGGUUCGCCGCGGCGGACGAGUUCGACCCGGAUCGCUUCUUCUCGGAGGAGCGCAGGGAGGACGCGGUGUGCAAGCGCAACUUCCUGGCCUUCGGCGCUGGCGCGCACCAGUGCAUGGGGCAGCGGUACGCCCUCAACCACCUCGCGCUUUUCAUGGCGCUCUUCGUGUCCGUCGUCGACUUCAAGCGGGACUGGACGGAGGGAUGCGACGAGCUGGUGUACGCGCCGGCCGUCAUGCCUAGGGAUGGCUGCGCCGUCUACCUCCAGCAGCGUUGCUCUUCGUUCUGAGCUGCUCCAGCUACUUCCCUUCCCUUCCCUUGUGCAUGCAAAUGCGCGGGCUAUGUAUCUACCAAAAAUGCUACACUUACGAAACCCAGCUACGUAAAGCUACGUUCUUUCCAUAACGCUAAACUAAUCGCCCUUCCUGAUUUUCAGGGGUGGGCCUGGGCCUAUUUCCUUUCCAACCAAAUCAGGCCAGGUCACCUUUUACGUAGGUUACG